CGGCAGAACGACCCUGGACGAAAUGACAUGGGUUGUCACUUCCACUGUGAAACCGUUUCAAUGUGAUUUAGAUGUUAAACAUAUUUGCGAUAAUGUACCUUUAAAAAUCAGUCUACGGGAUAUUCUUGUUUUCUAAAACCACUCGGUGGCGUGACGUUGGAAACAAACGUUGGAUUCAUUGGGUAAUCUUGGUCACAUGGUAUGACACACCUCCGAGUAAAGGUGACGUCAAGGACGAGUGGCAACCAAUGAAGAGAAGCUUCUCCAUUAUAUGUCGGGCAUCAUUGUAUCGUUUAUAAUUGUAAAGAUUAACUUGUGUGUGUAAAUUUUUUCAGAGUAAGUUGUUACGUGUGUUUGUAGAUAUGUUUCGCCGGAUCUCCAGUGGGGUUUGCCAGACUUUACAUAACCAAAGUCUUCUACCAGUAUCAGCAUGCGGUGUAAGAAGCUUCCUGUCAAGUGCACGACCUUUCAGUUCACACACACCCGACGAAGAGCCCGAUAAAUCGGAAAAAAGAGAAGAGCAUGACUUCUGUGCAAUGGUUGAAAAGUUCUUCGACAAAGCUGCUGGUUAUCUUGAAGAUCGACUGGUAGAAGAAGUCAAAGGGAAGAACCUAACCAUUGAAGACAAGCGUAAACGGGUUCAGGGCAUCCUCAGGAUCAUUAAACCAUGCAACCAUGUAUUGGCACUUUCCUUCCCGAUAAAGAGAGAUAAUGGGGAAUUUGAAGUUAUCGAAGCAUGGAGAGCACAACACAGUCAGCACAGAACACCGUGUAAAGGAGGAAUCCGCUACAGUCCACUGGUAAACGUAGAUGAGGUCAAGGCUCUGGCCGCUCUCAUGACGUACAAAUGUGCUGUCGUUGAUGUUCCAUUCGGUGGGGCCAAGGCUGGAGUGAAGAUAGAUCCAACAAAAUAUUCUGAAAGCGAACUUGAGAAAAUAACCAGGCGUUUUGCUGUUGAAUUAGCCAAAAAGGGCUUUAUAGGCCCAGGUACUGAUGUGCCUGCUCCAGAUAUGGGAACAGGAGAGCGCGAGAUGGCUUGGAUAACGGAUGCCUAUACCAACUCACUGGGUCAUUUCGAUAUUAAUGCACGAGCUUGUGUCACUGGAAAGCCAAUUCCACAAGGUGGAAUUCAUGGGCGUAUCUCGGCUACAGGCAGAGGAGUUUUUCAUGGUGUGCAGAACUUCACAAAUGAAGCCAGUUACAUGAGCAUGAUUGGACUAACUCCGGGUCUUGGUGACAAAACAUUCAUUGUUCAGGGUUUUGGUAAUGUUGGACUGCAUAGCAUGCGAUACUUACACCGAGCUGGUGCCAAGUGUGUGGGCGUUAUGGAAUUUGAUGGCAGCAUAUACAAUCCAACUGAUGGAAUCCAUCCCAAGGAACUUGAGGACUACAAAAUACAAAAUGAGACGAUAGUGGGAUUUCCUGGUGCACAGCCCUACACGGAUAACUUGCUAUAUGAGAAAUGUGAUAUCCUUGUUCCCGCUGCCAGCGAGAAACAGCUCACCAAAGAUAAUGCCCAUUUGGUGCAGGCUAAGAUCAUCGCCGAAGGUGCCAAUGGUCCUACAACAAUAGAGGCAGAUGAAAUUUUCAUCAAGAACAAUGUCCUCGUGAUACCUGACUUGUACUUGAAUGCUGGUGGUGUCACAGUUUCAUACUUUGAGUGGCUGAAAAAUCUCAACCAUGUUAGCUAUGGCAGACUGACGUUUAAAUAUGAGAGAGACUCAAAUUACUAUCUUCUUGAGAGUGUCCAGCGCUCUUUAGAAAGAAAGUUUGGUAGACAAGGAGGUUCCAUUCCAAUUUUGCCAAGUGAGGAAUUUGAGCAGCGAAUUGCUGGUGCAUCGGAGAAAGAUAUAUGCCACUCUGGUUUAGAGUACACCAUGGAACGAUCUGCUAGGAAUAUUAUGCGCACAGCAAUGAAAUACAACUUGGGUCUUGACUUGAGGACGGCUGCUUUUAUUCAUGCAAUUGAGAAAAUCUUUGGUGUUUAUCAAGAGGCUGGCCUCACCUUCUCUUAGUGCUGGAAGACUUGAAUAAACGAUGUUAUACCAAAAACAUGAGCAGCUUCUGAAUGAACUUUUAGAUUUUCAGUAUAUGUACCGUAUUUACUAGUGUUACAUUUCUUUUUAAUGAUUACCAGAUUUUGUUAUGUGUGAAAUGGUUUGGUUGUUUAGGGUUUGAUAACGUCUACAUAUUUGUUUGCACACAUGCUAUGUGAUGGUAAUUUUAAGUCUAGUGCCUGAUUAAGCAAGACAUCCUUGUCACUGGACUCAUCCUAGUGUAACCAGAUGAUACUCUCAACGCACAAAGUACCGUUUUAGUUUGUUGCAGGAAGAAUGGAUUUAAGUAACUUUUAGUUAGUCUGGUCAACACAGAUUUUAGCCAUUAUUUUACAUAAUAUACUGAGGGCAAGAAAUAAGGGAACACCAAAUUAAAUGUUUUACUAGCAUAGUAAUGUUCAUGUAAAUUAGAAAGAUUUUGAAUGUUAGUAAUGUGGAUUGAGUGUAAUUUAGUUAACUUUGUUAUAUUAUGGUUUUGGUUGUAGUCACUCUUGGCUGUUAUUAGUCCCCCUACCGAUCCAACCAGAGUGGACUAUAAGUUUCAUCUCCGUCAUUCUGUCCGGCUGUCUCGCAUAUAGUUUUCCGGACCUUUUUUUGUUGUUGAAAUUUCUCAAAAUAAGAACUGAAAUUUUGUAUAUAGUUUUAUCAUGUACUGUUGCAGAUCAAGUUUGACUUUCAUGACAUUUUACCUAUUUU
Gigantopelta aegis is the source of this 2753-nucleotide messenger RNA. Its product is annotated as glutamate dehydrogenase, mitochondrial-like. NCBI's taxonomy places the organism in Eukaryota, Metazoa, Mollusca, Gastropoda, Neomphalida, Peltospiridae. The coding region runs from base 363 to 2015 and encodes 550 amino acids. The transcript has 12 exons. Gene Ontology annotation, molecular function: L-glutamate dehydrogenase (NAD+) activity. The record is from RefSeq and is a predicted model, not a curated record. Gene Ontology annotation, cellular component: mitochondrion. Gene Ontology annotation, biological process: L-glutamate catabolic process.